Orussus abietinus is the source of this 3051-nucleotide messenger RNA. RefSeq names its product dynein assembly factor 5, axonemal (gene Dnaaf5). The record is from RefSeq and is a predicted model, not a curated record. NCBI's taxonomy places the organism in Eukaryota, Metazoa, Arthropoda, Insecta, Hymenoptera, Orussidae. The transcript has 8 exons. Gene Ontology annotation, biological process: cilium movement; inner dynein arm assembly; outer dynein arm assembly. Bases 211 to 2808 code for a protein of 865 amino acids. Gene Ontology annotation, molecular function: dynein intermediate chain binding. Gene Ontology annotation, cellular component: cytoplasm.
CAAAAGAACUGGAUUAUCAUCAGUGAAAAGCUACUAUGAAUUAAUAUUGAAAUACCUAUUUUGCUGUCAAAGGAACAGACAGUUAUAAAUUGAAUAACAGAUUUCCAUGGUAACAAAGGGAUCAAUGAGCAAAGAGUGAAAGUUUGCUGAAUGAAUGUAUUUAACGUUAAACGAUAGCUGGAAAAGUUGUAAUUGAAAUUGUGAUCCAAAAUGUCGAUGAAUGAAGAGCUUCAGCUAAAUAGAAUAUGUGUUUCACUGGAAGCAGAGAACAAAGGACGAAGACGAACAGCAUUGGAAGAUAUCAGAAAGUUUAUCGAUGAAAGAAACCUGUCGGAAGAGGAGUUAUUUGAAAUUUGGAACACCAUUCACAGACAGGUAGUUCGAUUGCUGAACGACAACGUGGAGGGUUGCAGAGAUUCGACAAUUAACAUUCUGAAGAGUUUUUUGGAAGUGCUUCCUGUAGACGACAAAAACCUGAUUUAUGUCAUUCCAAUCCUGACAAGACGGUUGGCUUCGCAAGAACUCAUCGAGUCAUCGGAAGAAGUCAGGCUGAAUGCAGUCUCGCUGCUUCGGAUUAUUAUUCGUAACUACAAAAAUCAUUUAUCAGCCUAUAUGGAUGACGUAGUCGCAAUUUUGGCAAAGACCGUCACAGACAGUUAUCCAAAUGUAAAGAAAGAAAGUUGCGAGGGCAUCGCAGAACUGGCCACACUGACCACUAAGGAUUUCUAUUCUCGUUCUGAGAAAUUAAUCAAACCUAUUUUAAGCAAUUUUACGCAUCAACAUUAUAAAGUUAGAGUAGCUUCGGUAAAGGCCAUUGGAGUUGCAGUUCAAUGUGGAAAUAAUAAAACUAUCGAAGAUGUUGCUACGCCGAUGGCUGAAAGGCUGUUUGAUCAGAGCAGUGCUGUCAGAGCAGCUGUCAUCGAAGUGGCAGGACAAUGGUUUCUUGAUUUGAGAGAUCGAUACAGUUGGUGGCACAAACUUAUUCCCCUGCUUCUUACGGGGCUCCAUGAUGAGAUCGAACUCAUCCGGAACAGAGCCAGUGAACUUUGGGACUCAGCAGGGAAAAAGUACUUGGUCGAAAAUGAAUCCGAUGAGAAAUUAAAGGAUAAAAUGGAUUACUUGACAAACGACCUUGAACAUUAUCCAUCUAAUAUUAAGAGGUCGAAUCUUGGAUGUAGAGUAAUAGCUCAGCAAAAUAUGUGCAAACUGGUCGGUGGAAUUGUUCGAGAGCUAGAAGAUUGGAUGGCUGAUAUAAAGGUCCGCUCAGCUCAGCUUCUUUGCGUGCUCGUAUUAAAUAUAGAGGAACACGUUACUCAACAUAUUGAAAAACUAUUGCCUGCCAUGUACAGAGCUUGCAACGAUGAAGACAAGAGGGUUGUACAAAAUAUAGAACUUGCCGCAGAGUACAUGGGAUACUUUGUGCCGCCGGAUAUUUAUUACCACCUGGUUGUACCAACACUCGAGGAGACACCUACUUCUGGACAUCUAAGAGUUUUCGCAGCAAUUUUAAGCACGAGUCAGAAAAAAGCUCUGUUACCAAAAUUGGAGAAGAUCGGUGACUUUCUUCAACAAAGCCAUAUAUGUCAAAGUAGGAAAGUGUCCUACCAAGAGCAAAUGCUACAUUGUUGCGAAUCGCUUAUCUCCGUUUGCGGAGAGAAUUGUUCGUCGAUUGCCCAGGAUCUUUUUACAGUAAUAUUUACAGUGCUGUCGAUGACAACAGAAGAGAUGAUACAAAAGGAAGCGAAGAGACUUUUGGAGGCUCUCGUGCUUGUGGAAAAACUUGACAAUUUGGAAGAACUUUUUUCCUGUCACUUGAGGCCUCUUCUUAUGAAUAUUCGACCUACUUGUCAGUCAUGGACGAUGCAUAGCGAAGAGUUCAAAAUUUUCCAAACUUGCCUUAACAAAGCUAGUCGCGCAUCCGCUAAUAAUUCAGACCUAGUGCUUCCCAUUCUGACAGAAACGACGAGCAAUGACGCAGAUCCUGAAGUCAGGCUGAAACAAUUCUUCUUACUCUCAGACUUCCUGAUACGUAGAGAUGAGUCGCUUCGAAGCAUGGAAAAUCUUACGGAAUUUGUUGACGAGAUUCUUGAGAAAACUAUAAUGCAAGGUCUAGUCUGGUCAGCUGGCAGAGCUGCAGAAGUUAUUAGAACAGCUGCCGUUGCAUGCCUAUGUGCACUUCUCAAUGACACUGAGAUCGGAGAAACAGGAAUAGUUGCAAAUAAAGCAGGCACAGAGGGAAAAGAAGGAGAAUGUGAAGUGAGCUCUGGAAACAUGGAGGAGGAACAAGUUAGGUUAUUUCCAGAUGCGGAUCGCUUCUCUUAUAUCUUUGAAAAAAUCAUGCCUAUCUUGGUAACACUUGUUGAUGACAAUGCGAAGAAGACUAGGCUUUACUCACUAAAAGCUAUUUGGUUACUCAUGGAAGUAGGACAGAAAUUGGAAUGUGUUACGGAAGAACAUAUUCACAAGACGUACCCUGUUAUUUUGAAAAGACUUGAUGACGGAGCUGACUUUGUUCGAUGUGCAGCUGUAGAAGCUCUCAGUCAAGUCUGGAAGAGCACUCCUAAAAACUACGACCUAGAAUUCAACAGAGGUCAUGUUGAUCAUCUCUACACGACUGCUAUUGUCCAUCUGGAUGAUCCCGAUGAAAACUUUCAGAAAUUGAUACUAGAUGCACUGAUGGAAUUGGGAAAAGUCAACCCAGAAUUACUAGCUAUGAAACUUGAGAAAUGUAAAUUAAACUUCAGGAACCAAAAAGGUAUGGAGCAACUUUUAAAACGCUUGUACGAGUUACUUGGACGAAGAUCUUAAGUAUAAAUGAAAUUACUUAGGGGUAUAUAUUAAUUGUACACGAAUCAUUAACCAACUGAAUUUUCUAAAAAUAUGAAAGGAAUACUGUAUUAGUAUAUAUAGUUUAGUAAACCAUUAACUCAUCUAUAGGUAUAAAGUUAUUGCGUGUUAAAAGUUAGAAAACUGCAACUUUUUAUUUAAAACCUCAUUUUGCCUUAUCUACAGAAUCAUGUUAGAAAUAAAGUUAUAUUGUAAAAAAUUUAA